AUCCCGGCAGGGCGCGGAAGUGAGGCAGGAGCUUGCGGUCCCGUGACCGUUGUGGAGCUUGGUAGCUACAGCGCGGAGGGCUGAGCGGCGCGAUGGCAGCGGGGUAUCAGUACGGGCCCGGCCCGGGUAUGCAGGCGCCCAACUUCCUGUGGAGCGUGUUCCAGAGAGUUGAUAAAGACAGGAGUGGAGUAAUAUCUGACAGUGAACUUCAGCAGGCAUUAUCCAAUGGAACAUGGACUCCAUUUAAUCCAGCAACUGUCAGGUCAAUCCUGUCCAUGUUUGACAGAGAGAACAAAGGUGGCGUGAACUUCAAUGAAUUCACUGGAGUCUGGAAGUAUAUCUCAGAUUGGCAGAAUGUUUUUCGAACAUAUGAUAGAGACAGUUCUGGAAUGAUUGACAAAAAUGAACUAAAGCAAGCACUAACAGGUUUUGGAUAUCGACUAUCUGAUCAAUUCUAUGAUAUCCUUGUUCGGAAAUUUGACAGACAAGGAAGAGGACAAAUUGCUUUUGAUGACUUCAUUCAGUGCUGUGUUGUGUUGCAGAGGCUGACUGAUGUAUUCAGGCGCUAUGAUACUGAUCAGGAUGGCUGGAUUCAAGUGUCUUAUGAGCAAUAUCUUUCCAUGGUCUUCGGCAUUGUAUGACAGUGACCAGUGCAAAUGAGAUUGGCUGUUAGCGAUAUAAAGACUGGAGUUGCCAAAUCUUGUCACUUACUGACUAUGACUAAAAUGGAUAUAACUUUUUUCGUUCUCUUAAAUUGUGUAUCUCACCAGCUUCAGAAUCUGUUUGUACUCAAGCUGCUCAGCUUUUAUGUUGUAUUACUGUAACAACAAUGGCCAUAUCACCAUUUAGUGCAAAAUUUAGAAUUGUUUGUGAUGUCAGUGCUAACACUUUUUUUUCCAGAUUAUCAUGCAUGGGGGAAAAAAUAUUUUUUUAGAAAUGCCAAAUUAAAGUAGUAAUGCUUGUUUAAUUAAAAGGGAUUUAAAGGUCAGACAGAAGUUGCACAACAUGGUUUGCACGUGCCUUACUUUUUAUAAGAAUUUAAUGCAUUAAUUUUAAUACAGAAUUUAAAACAGUAAAGACAUUAGACAGUCACACUGUCCUGUCCAGUUUUUGUGCAUAAGGACAUUUCUCCAAAGGCAGCUCUGAUAGAUCCCUGCUCUUGUGCCUCAUGAUGUCUGAACUUAAGCCUCAAGUGUGCUGAGUCAUUGAAUGGCCUCAUCAGCAGGACUUGCCUUCCUGCCAGGCUCAAUAGCCAGCAAUUGAACAUACCCUUAGUUCUUUACUCAUCAUGGAUGGGUUUGAGUUGGAGCUUCCUUAUUAACUUCUGUUUGCUCCCUGCUAUGCCUGACCAGUUUAGUUCCAGCUUGGUUUUUCUAUUGUUUAGUUCUUAGCUAAGUGCAGAUUCUUCUUUGAGUGAUGUCCCUGUGGAUGCUCCACUUCAGGCGAUUCUGCGCCCCCAUAGGAGAAUUCAGUGUCCGGUUUGGCCACAUAUGAAUCCUCCCUAUCUCACACCGCCAGUAGCAGUUAACUAACAUUGUGCGACCAAACCUCCCGCACCUGCCUCAGUUCUUUCUCAACCACCUUUAGUCUGAGUCAGAGCUAACAGCAGUGCCUCUGUAUGUCUUACCUUUAGGAAUAAUAUAAGCAGUAUAGUUAGGUACAUAUCUAACUCUUUUCUCCCCAUUAGAAAUAGAAAUUUUUGUUUCAUUAGCCCUUUGAGAGAAAACUUCACCUGGGAAUGCUGGGUGUCUCUAAACUUUAAACCGUUUUUAGCUAAGUGCAGACUCCUAGCGUUUUACUCUGUUUACUUUAUGAGGGAUCUUUGCCUAAAGCAGCACCUGCUCAAACAAGCCAUGGGCCCUGCUUCAGCACCGAGGGCUACACUGGAUUGGAGGUUGCCCUCAGGUUCUGAGUGUGCUGCCAUUUUGCUGCUAGCACCUCUCUGAAGAGAUAGAGAAGUUGCUCCAUGUGGAGUUUGCUGAGAGAAGGUAAUAGAAUACCAAUCAUUGUUCCUGCAGGAAGAGCGUAGACCAGCAUAGUGUGAAUGCUGGUGCAUGGGAUGGAGCUGGUCUGUCAAUCACUCCCUGGUAUCACUCAUGGCAGUUAGAGAUUCCAUACCAGCUCUUCUGGCCCUGGAACAUCUGUUGAGUUCAGUACCAAGGAAGGCAAUGCCUGCACCAUCUGUUCCUGUGCUGGUGGCAUAUCAGGCAGCAACAGACCUCUGCCUUUCAGUCCAAUCCUCUCCCUUCAUCUGGGACUUUGCAGGGCUGCAUCUUUUAUAACCCUAUUGGCUGGCCAGGUUGCUGAACCUGUGGGUCUGUCAGCACCAAACACUGCUGUUUCCCUUGCAGAGUUAGUGAAAAUGGAGCUCAUGCUGGGCUCAACCCAAGUCAACUCUUCAGCACCCCUGCUCCCAGCACUGCUGAUGUUACCAAGGAGGCACUCACCACCCUGUACAAUUGGCAUGGUUAGUCACUGUGGUACUGCUGCUGACUUUGGCGUCAACACCACUUCCAGCACCAGAAAUAACAGAGGUGGACUUGGUGCCACAGAUGAGACAGACCAGUUGCUCGCACCUUUGGGCCUGGCUCCACCUUUAUCACCUGAAGUUCAGGACUUCUCGGCAUCCAGGUGGGGAUCUUCCAUCUGACCCAUAUCAGGUGGAUCACUGUAAGCACCAGGAUUAGCACUCACCUCACAGUUGGGACAGAUUUAAAUCCACUCCAAAGAUAAGGACUCUAAAUGGAUGGCCCUAAUGGGGAGGAAGAUUUACAUCUCCUCUUGGUUACAGACCCUCAUUGCUAAUUGGUUGGCCUUGCUGUCCGAAUACAACUUUGUGAAUUGGAUGGCUAUGUCUAAAUUUGAAGACCAGCUGCCCAAAGCCUCAAGGAAGGACUUUUGAGCACUUAUUACAGAAGGCUGCUUGAUGGCUAAGACUUCAUUGCAGUCUAUGCUGGACAUUGCAGAUAUUUCAGCCAGACUCAUGGCCUUGGCAUGAGAAGGGCAUCCCUAUGACGACAGUCAUUUUGGGGGGGGCAAAAUGGAUGAAAUUCUGCACUCUUUCAAGGACUUCAGUCUUACCCUAUGGUCCCGGGGGGAGGGUGUACUAUGGCGGUCAACAGCAGCAGUGUUGUCCACAGUGCACAUUUGGGCAGCCUUUCCCUACCCCAAGAUAGCAGGACUACACCAGAAAGGGGCAUAGGUCCUAGAGGAGGUAGUAUUCAAAUUCAGGGUUUGACCAGUCAACAUGCCUUCCCCCGGCACACCCCAAAGCCCAUUUUGACUCCUUGGUCCAGAGCAGUGAUCCAGUUAUUGUUCCCUUCUCCCCAUCCCCUCCAGUUAGGGACAGGUUGGCUUACUCUAUUGACUAUCCUCCUGUGUUGUCUCAAAAUGAUUGGUUUGUUUCUCUGGACUCUGAGGACACCUAUAUGGUGGUUUUGCUAAGCCACAGAAAAUUCCUUCAGUUCACUGUAGCAGAGCACCACUUUCAGUAUAUGGUGCUUCCCUUCUCUCCCUUGAGGAGUUGCCAGAUGGAUGAUUGUCAUGACAGCAUACCUCCGGAAGAAAAAAAUCCUCCAUCUUCCCAUCCCUGAACUAGUGGUUACUGAGGAGCAAGUCCAGAGAGGAAAUCCUUUACAAUAUCGACCCUACACUGCUUGCUCGACUGUGUGGGUCUCAUCCUAAACAAUGGAAAGUCCUCUGUGUUUCCCACUCAGAAAACAGUUCGGUGAGGCCCUGACUUUAAGAGAGUUUUUGCGGACUGAUCGUUGUCAGGAGAUUUGCCACCUUUCCCCCAGCCUGGAUUAGGGAGCAAGCUGGGGUUGUUGAAUUUUCAAGGGCUGUGUCAGAACAGAAGUCCUUACUGCAUAUCAAUGUGUUGGAGUUUGGGGCCAUCUACAAUACAUGUCACGCUUUCCUGGGCUGUAUCAAGGACUCAGUAGUUCACCUACUUACCGACUGUAUCACUCUGAUGUUGUAUGUGAACAGGCAAUGGGGAGUAUGCGCAACAGUGCUCUGCCAAGAGGCAAUCAGGUUGUGGCACUUAUCCAUGGAGGAGAGUAUCACACUGCUAGCCAACCACUUGCCCGGAGUUGGAACUCAUCUCAUGGACCAUCUCAGGAAUUUUGCCCUGAAGCACAAGUGGUCUCUGAACAUAAGUGUCCUCUAACAAGAAACUGUGACAGUACCUCCCAUAAGGCUUUAUGGGAAUAUGACAUAACUGGAAUAUGUUUUGUGCUGCCUGUGCCAUGUAACAUAUCUCUGUUAUGAUCUUCUGUAUCUUCAUCUUAUUUGUACACAUAUAUCAUUUUGUACUUGAGGUUAAGAAUAUUGGUUGUAUACCUGCUUGAUUUCUAAGCAAGCUUUGUGAAGCAUUUGGUCAGCUUCUUCAGGAAGGAAUUUGAAAAGUUAAGUACCUGAUCAGGAAGCACUUGGGGAACAAUGCAUCUUGGAAUGCUCCAAUCCACGUAAGACUUCCUGGAGACAUAAAAGACACCAUGUGGACAAUGGCUUCUGCCUGCAAAGACUGUGAGUCAUGCAUGGACAUGUGACUUGCCCAGGUGACUCCAGAACUCCAUCUUGGAGCUGGACUUUGCAUAGGAGCAGGGGUCUCCACCCACAAGAGAGUCUAUUUAAACCCCUGGGAGACCCCUCCAUGUUGGUCUUCAGCUGGCUAAAGAAGGAACCUCUCCACCCUCUAGGAUACUUGAAAAGUGGAACAAAGGACAGUAAGUACAGGAGGUGUAAGUGAUUGCUGGACCCAGGCUAAAAGGAGAUUAGUCUGUAAAAGGGAGCAUUCUGGAACUGGUGAGGAACUUAUCUGUGUUUAGUUUGAUUAGACAUAGAUUUGCGCAUUUUAUUUUAUUUUGCCUGAUGACUUACUUUGUUCUGUCUGUUACUACCUGGAACCACUUAAAUCCUACUUUCUGUAUUUAAUAAAAUCACUUUUUACUUAUUA
Molecule: messenger RNA, 4957 nt
Organism: Gopherus flavomarginatus (Mexican gopher tortoise)
Lineage: Eukaryota; Metazoa; Chordata; Testudines; Testudinidae
Gene: PDCD6
Product: programmed cell death 6
Exons: 6
Coding region: 93-641 (182 amino acids)
Molecular function (GO): calcium ion binding
Source: RefSeq, a predicted model, not a curated record